Verruconis gallopava is the source of this 1998-nucleotide messenger RNA. RefSeq lists its product as uncharacterized. Gene Ontology annotation, cellular component: COG complex. Lineage: Eukaryota; Fungi; Ascomycota; Dothideomycetes; Venturiales; Sympoventuriaceae. Gene Ontology annotation, biological process: intra-Golgi vesicle-mediated transport. The record is from RefSeq and is a predicted model, not a curated record. The transcript has a single exon. The coding region runs from base 136 to 1485 and encodes 449 amino acids.
UUUCGGAAGUUCCACUAUCGAUAAUUCGGUGGUUUCCGCCCCCUUGGAGAUCCCACCCUGUGUCCUUGUCCAGGUCUGACAUAUCGAAUUUUUGACCCCCAUCAACCCCACUAGUCACGGGUGAGAAGAGGCGAGAUGGCAGACAAGCAUGGCGAGGAACCCUCGUACAUCGACUACGAGACGUUUCUGGAUCCGUCCUUUUCGGCCACGUCAUUUGCGAACUCGCUGGUGUUGGCGACGAACAAUCCGUCGGACACACCCUUGGACCUGUCAACGCCGUUGUCGCGCGUGCUUUUCGACGUCCAGGAGAUCGACACGCACAUCGACUCGCUGACGACCAAGUCGGCGUUGCCGUUGCUGUCGUACACAAAGGAUCGAUCCGAAGCGGCCGAGAAGAUCCUCGACGAGGUCGAGGGUCAGGUGAAGAGCCUAAGUGAAAGUUACCGCGUCCUCGAACGGGAGGUCUUAGAGCGUUAUGACGCAGCCGAUCAGGUACGACUGGUUGCUGAGAGGCUGUGUGAAACGGUGAGGUUGGGGCGGGCUGUGGGUAGAUGCUUGAUGCUCGGAAGGCAGUUGGAGGCUCAGAUAGGCGAGGUUAACGGUGUGGCCGGAAAGAAGGGAGACAUCCGGGCAAUGGUACGAUGUGCCAACUCGCUGCUGUCUUUGCGACAGUUGUUCGCUGCAAACGAGCCUGGCGAAGAAGGACACGGUCUGGAAAAGGUGCACGUAAUCACUACGCUGCGGAAGGACUUGGUCCAACCGGCAGAGAGGAAUAUGAUUGCCAAGGCACAACAAGUGGUCAGAGAAUUCUCCAUGUCUAGUCUUCUGGCUGGAACACAGACAUCGGGUACGGCAACGUCUGCGUUCCAACAAGCGGAGGAAACGAGGAGCCGGGCUACGAGCGGGCUGUUGACGCUGUAUUUGCUGUCUCCAACCACAAAAACCACGACGGCGAAGACCUUUGAACCAAAGUUGCUGAUUGCAGCCUUGCAAGACUACCUACAGACGGCGAUAAAGUCGUCACUGGCCUCGCUUGCAAGAUCACUUGCCACACUGCCUACUCUUGAUCGGACUCUGCUCGAGAUCUCCUCACGGUGUCAGAAUCUCGUCGCUCUCGAAGCAUUGCUAGAGAGCAUCAAACCACCUCCUCACCCUCUUUUCCAGUCACCAUCAGACGAUGGCGUGGCGCCAAAUUUCCUGGAGCCGCUCUUGACAUCGCUGGAUACAGCUUCCCUGCCGAGCUAUUUCUGGCGGACGCUCGCAUCCAAUUUACCGCCGCGUGUGCAAGAAAUCUUGAACAGAGGGGGGGUGUCCGCACGCACGCUCAGGACCAACAAGGACCAGGUGAGGGACAAGUUGAGAAAGUGCGUUGAUCAAGGCAGCCAGCUGCCCAACGGAGUAAACCUUGGGAAAGGCAAGAUUGUAAGCUGGGAAAGGGAGGCGGCCGUCAUGGUGGGCGCAAUUACGGGAGUCCUAGGAAGAUGAAUGAAGUCUUAUCCAUUCAAAGCCGAAACCCUCCCUCCAAACUGAAGAUCCCAAAAGGACGGGUGGUUUGAAAUCCAUAGAGCCGCCUCGGACGGCGGCGGGCUCGAACGAGCCGCUUGGCAAAUGCUCACCUAUAUAGACGAGUACGUUCACACAUAUCCAGCACGAAACGGGCCGGUGGCUCAGAGGGCCACGCGAUGCGGCUUAUGGGACGCCUCUCGCGCCAACGAACCUACGUAAACCGAUCGGAUCGAAACAGAGACCUCCCAUAGGAACGAAUACUUAUACACACACACAUAUAUAUAUAUAUCACAUAACCUCUUUUUUUCUCGCCUCUCUCCUUGUGACUGUGAGGCGGCAUGUUGACCUCAUAACAAUCAAAUCUUCGCCGACGCGGGAUGCUUACUCUUUUUUAUUCUUUGAAGGCGAGGCCAAGGAUUACGGUUGUGAUCAGGCUGAAGCCAUAGGAGUGCUUGCUGUAGGAAAUAUGUAACUUUUCCUCUUCAUGUCAUG